GUGUGUCUGUAUCUCCCCAGACCAGACCAUCUGAACGGACACAUAAAACAGGUUCACACCACGGAGAGACCCCACAAAUGCCAGAUCUGUAACGCCUCUUUCGCCACCCGGGACCGGCUGCGGUCGCACCUGGCCUGCCACGAGGACAAGAUCCCCUGCAAGGUGUGUGGCAAAUUCCUGCGGGCCGCCUACAUGACGGACCACCUCAAGAAGCACAGUGAGGGGACCCACAACUACUGCGGCAUCUGCAACAAAGGGUUCUCCACCGCCUCGUACCUUAAGGUGCACAUUAAAGCCCACCACGCUCUGGUGUUGGUCACCCCGCCCGCGGGGCCCGGGGGGGGGGCCCAGACUCACUACGGCCACGCCUACCUCUCAGGACGCCCGUGCUCCGUCGAAGGCAAGCUGUCGGCCACCCUGUGUGUUCGCCGCUCAUCCGCUUUGCUGCUCACUGUAGACCUGUGUGCCGGUCACCAGCUGCUUGUCUCCUUACCCGAGGCAGAGGGGGGAUGUCACGGACUCUCUGGACCCCCCUGUCCCGCCCAGCCCGGCCCCCCGGCCCCGGGCCUGCAGGGUGCCCCCCCCUGUUACUGGGAGUGUCGCUCGGCCUUCCCCUUCCAUGGGCCUUUCACAGACCGACCGGAGAAGUGUCCUCACCUGGACUCAGAGGAGUCGGACCCCUCAUUCGCUGAGCUGACCAAUGGGGACGAGCUCAAGUCCCCGCAGAAGCCUGACCCGGACGAGGUGGAGAUGACGUCACCGGCCUCCAACGGCUCCCCCUCCUCCUCCGCUGACAGGACCUUCCCCUCGGGGUCAAAGGUCAGGGCCGACGUGGAGAAGAAGUUUGCCUGCAGCCUCUGUGGUCAGGCCUUCCGCACCAAGUCCUACCUCAACAAGCAUCAGCACCGCGUCCACGAGGGCCAGAAGGGCCCGACGAGGGCCCCCUCGGGCCCCGUCCCGCAGGCCCCGUCCCCCUUCUCCUCCCAGCAGAACAUGUCCCUGCUGGAGUCGUUCGGCUUUCAGAUCGUCCAGUCGGCCUUCGCCUCGUCCCUGGCGGACCCCGACGGGGGGCCGAGCGCACUGGACUUUGCAGGGAAGUGAUUUGAACGAAGGGGAACAGGGAGAGACACGACUUCUGGGGACUCUCCUGAACCCUUUGUGGUGAGGUUAAGUCCUCUGUUUUUGGGAAUAGUUCUGCCACAAGACUGACUGUUGUCUGCUGUUCAUGGCACUGCUCACUGUGCAUUCACCUUUGUUACUAUUGGUCAUGAUCUAUUUGUCAUAGCGCUGUAUUGAGAUUUUAUUUUUCCUUCAUUCCAGAGUAGUGAAAGUGCUUAAAGAGGCUGACACAUUGUUCUUGAUCUUGCAUUAGAUACGCUUGUAUUGAAUACGAUGACUAGCCCUAGCUCUCCAGCUGUUUCUACACCAGCCCGCUCAGCCACGUCUGUCUGGAUCGAUGUGGGGUGGAUUAGUCUUCGAAGUCAAGUAUUUAAGUUCAUGAUACUGUCCAUUAUUUGUUGGUUCUGACUUUUACUGGCUUUGAAGGCUGCAAAUUGACUCGUUUGCGUUAAAACAAUGAAAGGGAUUUAUUUCUUGUUUAUUUUUGCUUGUUUCAGGAGACAUUAUAAUGACCAUACUUUGGUUGAAUGGUAUGUUUGCACAGUUACAUGCUCAAGUCAAUUCAGUGGGAUACUUUUUCUUGAUUCACAAUUUCUUUUUUAACUUCAACAAACCAUUCAUCCACAAGUUGUUCCUUUUGUGAAAACAAAGCCAUAUGUUGGUUCUUAAAUGUUGAAUAGCUCAAUCCUAUUGCCAGCCACAGUCAGUAUACAUCUGAAGAAGGUAGCUACCUCAACAGCAAAUGAAGUGAAGGUGCAGUCCAGCACGGCCUACCAGUGACCUUGUUACAUUUAACUUCUUUUUUAUGCAAGCAGACUUUUUGGGUAACAUUUAUAUUGCAUAAUGCUUAUUCAAGUACUAAAGCGUGACUUUAACGAUAACUGGUAGAUCUAUUUAAGAUGUACCAUGGUGUUAUUUACGUUAUUGCAUUGACCUGUUUCCGAGGUGGAUUGUUGAGUAGAGACUUAAUGUGAUCAUGCUCUACCAGUCUCACUGAAUGUGUGGAAACUUGCCUCUAGGAUGCUAUAAAUUAGUUUUCCAAAUCCCUUUCAAACGUUUUACCAAGACCUUUCUCAUCUCCUCAACGUCAACAGUUUUGUAUAUUAACCAGGGACCAAUUUCAGUUGUAAUUGUUAUAAAUUGUGAGAAAAUAAUUAUAUUUUAGUAAUUUAUUUGUGCCCUGUUAGUUUUCUGUAGAGCUUUUCUUUUUUUAUAUUGUGAACAUUUUGUGGUUUUUGCAGAAUUAAGAUAACUUUCCACUUUAGUGUGUCUGUGAAAUAACCAUCUGUGUGACUGAUGCCACAGACCAGCAUGUAUCCUUAAUUUAAAAUGAAGCCCUAACGUUAAGGCUAUUGGGUUGGUUUAUAGCUGCACACAACCAUCUUUAUUUUUUGAUAACUUAUUUUUAAUGUGCAAGGGCUCUCUAUCAAAGUGUGUCUUGGUCGUAACAGCGUUGUUUCAGAAUGUAAAUGAGCAAAAAAUAAUCAUAUGCCUUUUACCUUGCCAAGACGUUAAUUUAAUUGGAGAAGAGUAUAUUAAGGUACGUUUUCUUUCUAAACGCAGCUGGGUUAACUUGCUUGCAAUCUUGUUUUUUUUACCCUCCAUGUAUAUAUAUUUUUUAUCUUGGUCGCUUACUGCUUUUUAUGAACAAUGAUUGAAUGAAAAUGGCUAUACAAUACUACUUCGUUACACAAGUUGUGUAAGGCCUCAAUCUUAUUUAUUGGGCUACGAAACAACUGGAGGUUAACUUAUCAGAUUUAAAAUGAUGCCUUUGAUUGUCACACCAAACAGGGUGGGGAUGAUUUUGGACCGGGUAUGUUUGAGGUAUUUGUUAAUCUUAUAUUGGGAAUGAUUGAACAUCUAACACAAAUCAGCUCUAUGGCAUCAGACGAUUGUUAGGGUUUUUUUCACGAUGCGGGUCAUUGAAAAAGAAGGCUGGGCUCUGAAUGUCAUUGUAAAGAAGAGUAUACUGUGGAUAAGCUUACUUUUGUGUCCGUGUUUCUGUAACUGUUUGCUAGUUGCUUUACGUUCAUUUUGAUUGCUCAAUUCCUUAUGCAUAUAUUUAUGGCUAAAUUGCAUUGGGCAAAAAGUGUAUAUACUUUAAUAUUCACAUGUUCUCUGGCAUAUGUAACUAUACAUAUAUAUGUACAUAUAAAUGAGUGUUCCUCAGUAGUCCUGUACUUAUUUAUUUUGUUAUUUUUCUCCAUAAUGUAAAGGAAUGUAAAUGUAUAGCCAUUUGGUUGACGUGUCUACUGGAGUUGGCCACAGGCUGUGCUACCAGGUGUUAGCGACAGAUCACUGUUCAUCGAUCCUGCUCCGCUAUCACUGUCUGAUCAGGUGAGAGUUGGCAGAUCACGAUUCAUCGCUCCUGCUCCAAUAGCACUGUCUGAUCUGGUGAUGGGCAGACCACUGUUCAUCGCUCCUGCUCCACUAGCACUGUCUGAUCUGGUGAUGGGCAGACCACUGUUCAUCGCUCCUGCUCCACUAGCACUGUCUGAUCUGGUGAUGGGCAGACCACUGUUCAUCGCUCCUGCUUUGGCAGCCAGUGGCGGUUUAUGCACGGGCGAACCGGGCAGUCGCCUGGGGCACCAUUCUUUCAUAACACGUGGGGGGCGCCACGAGCAGUUUAAAAGAAAAAAAACAUCUGUGCCGCGAAGCGGUUUUCUAUGAUGUAUCAUAACAUUGUGUGGGGAAUUGCAUAUUGGAGCCUCCUAUGGCUGGAGGCGCACCUGCUUGUUGCGAAGGUGCCGUGCAAAGACGGACUGAAACCCCCAUCGAAGUCCGUAGGGCCACUAGGUGGACGUAGAACCACCACUGUCGGCAGCACUCCUAAGUGCUGUUGGCUUGAUUAUUUUUGUCCAUUUGUUCCCUUUUGAUUUGAUUCUGUCUGCUGCUGCCACGCACUAUUACCUGUUCCCUGUAGUUGUGGAUUAAAGGUUGCUUUCAAAUGGGCAAAUACCUAUUUAAAAUACCUUGAUUUCCUUAAGACAUGCUUGCCAUUUUCGGCAUUUGUGUAAUCUGUGAUUUAUUUUACAUUUUUUCUUUGUAGGCCUAGGUGAAUUUUU
Messenger RNA from Gadus chalcogrammus (walleye pollock), 4184 nucleotides. It is a transcript of the gene patz1, whose product is annotated as POZ/BTB and AT hook containing zinc finger 1. Gene Ontology annotation, biological process: negative regulation of transcription by RNA polymerase II; regulation of immune system process; regulation of cytokine production. The transcript has 5 exons. The record is from RefSeq and is a predicted model, not a curated record. The annotation marks the transcript as partial. NCBI's taxonomy places the organism in Eukaryota, Metazoa, Chordata, Actinopteri, Gadiformes, Gadidae.